AGGCUCAAACAAACCCUGUUUGGAUGGGUUUGAGCCCGAAAGAAUCACAAGGACUAAGCGCGUUCGGGAGAAGAAGGUGCAGCUGGGAAUGGGCGGCGGAUUCAGAUCGCGCGUGGACCACUACCUCUACAGCGGCGACAAGAAGCACGUCGUCGCGGGCAUCGCCAUCAUCGCCGCCGUCUUCGGCGUCCCCUGGUUCCUCACCACCCGAGGAACGAAGCAUCAAUCUCACCAAGAUUACAUGGAAAAAGCUAAUAAAGCGAGGAGCGAGCGGCUCUCUUCCGGCCAAUCGUCGCUGAAGUAAUAAUGAAGGAACUUUUUUAUUUUGUGAGGCCACAGUUGAUCCAAAUUUUGUAGAACAUGAACUUUUUUCUUGUUUUGAUUUAAAAGAUCCUCUGUUAUCUGACAGUAGCUGGUGAUACAUGAAUAAUAACGAAUGCCGUUAGGGCGUAUUACGAAUAUGAUUAUUUGGAUCUCAAAAUGUAGCAGUUUGAUUUGUGUGGAUGUAUCGAAGAUGAAAUGUUCUUGUGACAAACUCUUUUUAGUUGCAGGAAAUUGUAGUGUGUGAUCCUUUCUUAUUGA
Messenger RNA from Ananas comosus (pineapple), 582 nucleotides. RefSeq lists its product as uncharacterized. The record is from RefSeq and is a predicted model, not a curated record. Bases 89 to 304 code for a protein of 71 amino acids. Lineage: Eukaryota; Viridiplantae; Streptophyta; Magnoliopsida; Poales; Bromeliaceae. The transcript is spliced from 2 exons.